AUGGCAGCACCUACUAAAAGCACUACACGGCCUCAGAGCUCAACGUCAGAGCAGGUACCACCAGGGCCAGUGCGAAUACUGGUUCAAACAAGGACGCACCUUGUACCAGGAGACGUGUAUGGCGAAAAGAUCGAAUAUAUGCGGAACAUGAUUUGCCAGCACGCGUGGAAUAGGAACUACAUUCGGAAACCAGACCGUUGGAACUGUUACGGGGCUGAUUUUGGCUACCCUGAUCGCACAUGCUAUUUUCUUGUCGACCAUGGUAUGACCGCAGAACACGGACAGACCCCGGAUGAAAACCCACCGGUGCUGUGGUACCGGUGGACGGGAGAUUCUCUAGUUGCUCUACCCGGAGAACUUCCACCAAAACUCCGCCAAAGACAUGAGCGGUACCCAUUCACGAAGUUCCCACCCCCGCCGACAACACGCCCUGAGCCACGGCCUAUGCGGGAAGUCAUUAAAAUGCAACUGCGCCUCCAAAUGCAUAUAUUCGAUGAGGAUAUUGACCACUUGAAGGAGCACCCGGAUGAUGUCAGGUGGAUCAAGAAUCAAGUUGAUUCAAGGCUUUGGGACAGGCUUUUGUCACACGGCUUGCCAGAGAAUAUAUUGGAUCAGGUCUCGGCUGAUCCUCAUGAGAACGUAGGAGAAGAGUAA
Messenger RNA from Diaporthe amygdali, 654 nucleotides. RefSeq lists its product as uncharacterized. The record is from RefSeq and is a predicted model, not a curated record. Lineage: Eukaryota; Fungi; Ascomycota; Sordariomycetes; Diaporthales; Diaporthaceae. Bases 1 to 654 code for a protein of 217 amino acids. The transcript has 2 exons.